CAGUAAUAUACACCAUUGAGUUCCAGAGGAGGGGGUUGCCUCACGCACACAUAUUAAUUUUCUUGCACCCACAAUAUAGAUAUCCACAUCCAGAUGAUAUUGAUAAGAUUAUAUCAGCUGAGCUACCAGAUGAAGAGAGUGACCCUGAAUUGCUAAAGAUAGUAUCAUCUUUGAUGGUACAUGGUCCGUGUGGGGUAGAAAAUAAGAAAUCACCGUGCAUGCAGAACGGUAAAUGCAUAAGACACUUUCCGAAAAAGUAUGCUGAGCGGACGAGCAUCGAUGAAGAUGGUUAUCCAUUGUACAUGAGGAGGGAAAAUGGCCGUGUCAAACAAAAGGGAGAUCAUGUCAUUGACAAUCGCUUGGUCGUCCCUUACAACCGUCAUCUUCUUAUGAGAUAUAAUGCUCAUAUAAAUGUAGAAUGGUGUAACCAGUCCCGCUCCAUCAAGUAUCUAUUCAAAUAUGUGAAUAAGGGCCAUGAUCGCGUCACCGCAGGAUUUUAUGAUGUUUCACCCCAUCAAGCUGAUUCAAAACGUGUGGAUGAAAUAAAGUUGUAUUAUGAUUGUCGAUAUUUGUCAUCAUGUGAGGCUGCAUGGAGACUUUUUGCCUUUGACAUAAAUUAUAGAGAACCUUCUGUUGAGAGACUAACAUUCCACUUGCCGGAUGAACAACAUGUAAUAUUUGACGAAGGUGAUUCUCUUCAAGAGGUUUUGGAAGCACAAGCGCAUAAGAAGACAAAAUUCCUUGCAUGGAUGGAUGCAAAUGCAAAAUACCCUGACGCAAGAGGUCUAACCUAUGCUCAGUUCCCUUCAAAGUUUGUGUGGAAGCAGCCUGGACAUGAAUGGGUUCAUAGGAAAAGGGGGAGAUUGCAUUUCGUGCCUCCAGCAACAGGUGAAUUAUACUACUUGCGUACAUUGCUGAACCAUGUCACGGGACCAAGAUCAUUUGUUGAAAUACAAACAAUUGACAAUGUUGUGUAUCCCACAUUCAAAGAUGCAUGUAAUGCAUUGGGAUUGUUAGGUGAUGAUAAAGAAUAUAUCGAUGCAAUCAUAGAGUCGAGCUUUUGGGGAACUGGGGAGUAUAUGAGGUUCUUCUUUGCUAUAUUGAUGGUGUCUAACCAAAUGUGUACGCCGCACGUGGUUUGGGAAAAAACUUGGAAGUAUCUGAGCGAUGAUAUUCAGCACAGACAGAGAUUACUUCUACAGUUCAUGAGCUGAUUCUAUUGGAUGAUGAAUUGAAGAGUUUUACUUUGGUCGAGAUAGAGAAGUUAUUGCACAAAAAUGGAAAAACUUUGAUGGAGUUCCCAUCCAUGCAUGAUGAGUUGAACUAUGAUAGACCAUCUCUGGCUGCAGAACACUUGCAUCUAUUGUCAACCAUGACUUCUGAACAGAAGAAUAUAUAUGAGACCAUCAUGCAAUGUGUUAAUGAAGAUCGUGCCGGUGUGUUUUUCCUGUAUGGAUAUGGCGGAACAGGUAAAACAUACAUAUGGAGGGCGAUAUCCGCAUGCAUAAGAUCCAAAGAAGAAAUUGUACUGACAGUGGCAUCCAGCGUAAUAGCAUCAUUACUUAUUCCUGGUGGGCGAACAGCUCAUUCCAGGUUUGCGAUUCCUAUUAACGUCAAUGAAGACUCCACUUGCAAUAUAAAACAGGGAAGUCAUCUAGCUGAGCUAAUAAUCAAAGCAAAGCUUAUCAUAUGGGAUGAAGCUCCAAUGACACACAGACAUUGUUUUGAAGCUGUAGAUAGGACACUAAAAGAUUGGCUUAGAUUUCACAAUCCCGACAGCUUGAAACCUCCGUUUGGAGGGAAAGUUUUCGUUUUUGGUGGUGAUUUCAGGCAAAUACUCCCAGUCAUACCAAAGGCAUCCAGGCAAGAGGUUGUUCGUGCUACUAUUAAUGCCUCAUACAUUUGGAGACACUGUCAAGUUCUCACUUUAACAAAAAAACAUGAGGUUGCAGUGUGGUUCUUCACAUUGUAAUGUUGAGGAAUUGAAAAAAUUCUCGGAUUUGGUGCUCAAAAUAGGAGAUGGAAAUAUUGGGAAUGUCAAAGAUGGAGAGGUCGUCAUUGAUAUACCUGAUGAUAUGCUUAUUAUCACGUCAAGUGAUCCUAUUUCCUCAAUUGUUGCUAGCACUUAUCCGUCAUUUCUGGACAAUAUGUCUGAUCCAUCAUAUUUUCAGCAAAGAGCUAUUUUGACACCCACAAAUGAUGUUGUAGAGCUAUAAAUAAUUAUAUGAUUUCAUUGAUGCCUGGAGAAAUGAGAACAUAUCUGAGUUUUGACAGCCCGUGCUCGCUUGAGGGCAACAUUGGCGCUGAAUCUGAUGAAGUGCAUACUGAAGAGUUUCUAAAUACCAUCAAUGCAUCAGGGAUACCGAACCAUAAAUUGGGACUAAAGUUUGGUGUUCCUAUUAUGUUAAUGAGAAACCUUGAUCAGUUCUCUGGCUUAUGCAACGGAACUCGCCUGAUUAUUACUAGGUGAAGUAUGAUAGAAGCAAGUGAGGUUUCAAACGAUGAAGUUGGUAGCAUAAGAACUGGUUUCAUUCUGUGCAAGUCUGCAAAAGAAGAUAUGUGAAGGCUCUAGGAAGUGUGGUGUAAAAGUUAGACUUGUUAGCGUUUUGUUCUUGUAUAUUAGUUGUUGUUUCGGGGUGUGCCCCCAUGAAUUAUGUAGUAUGUACAUUCACAUUUAUGUGAGAAAUUGAGAUAUAAACAAAAAUCUUUGAAUUUUGGUUAUUUAUUAGUAUUAAUUAUAUUA
Messenger RNA from Cuscuta epithymum, 2743 nucleotides. The record is from the annotation of a GenBank genome assembly. NCBI's taxonomy places the organism in Eukaryota, Viridiplantae, Streptophyta, Magnoliopsida, Solanales, Convolvulaceae.